Molecule: messenger RNA, 2464 nt
Organism: Hyla sarda
Lineage: Eukaryota; Metazoa; Chordata; Amphibia; Anura; Hylidae
Product: zinc finger protein ZFP2-like
Exons: 3
Coding region: 538-1173 (211 amino acids)
Biological process (GO): regulation of transcription by RNA polymerase II
Molecular function (GO): RNA polymerase II cis-regulatory region sequence-specific DNA binding; DNA-binding transcription factor activity, RNA polymerase II-specific
Source: RefSeq, a predicted model, not a curated record
UACAUCUCCCCUCAGAUGAUGAUUGGAAGGCCAUCACCGGCGCCCAGCACAGCGGACAGCCCAAUGGGGAGGCCUCGGAGAAGGCGCUGGGCUCGGGCCGCGCACACAACAGACUCUACUCUGCACCCAGUGCGACAAGAGUUUCCUCAGGAGCUCCGACCUGGCGCGGCACCAGCGGAGUCACCUGGGGGAGCGGCCGUUACAUCUGCAACCAGUGCGGCAAGUGCUUCAGGCGCAACACGUCACUGCUCAUCCACGAGCGCAUCCACACACGGGGAGCGGCCAUACCAGUGCGCCCAGUGCGGCAAGAGCUUCGUCCAGCGCCAGCACCUCACCACCCACCUGAAGACCCACACCGGGGAAAAAACCCUUCCCAUGUAUGCCUGAUGCGGGAAGAGCUACCGAUGGCGGUCCGAGCUGCUGAAACACCAGAGGGUGCACUGCAAUGAGGCCUCGGUAUCCUUUGAUGAUGUUGCGGUGUGUUUCUCGGAGGAGUGGAAGGAUCUGGAGGAUUGGCAGAAGGAUCUGUACCGGAACAUGAUGAAGGAGAGCGCCGACUCCCUGAUGUCUCUGGCAGGUGAGGUCUGGAUCAAUAAGAAUGGGAAGGAAAUGACUGCGGAGAAGGGUGCUGAGGAGCUGGUGAUGUCAUCUGACUCCAAAGAACACCUCCCCCUGGUGGCCGAUCCCGUCUGUGAGGUGAGGGACUUUGCCGGCGAUGAGCCGCACACCUCCAGCGACGUCCUCCGAGGCUUCCGUCCGGGCCUACACUUCCUGGACCAACGCCGUCUCCUGCCGCGAGAAAAACUCUUCACAUGCAACCAGUGCGACAAACGUUUUGCACGAAGCUCCGAUUUGCUGAAGCAUCAGAAGAGCCACCAGGGCGGCGACAAACCGAACUUAUGUAACGAAUGCGGCAAAAUAUUCCGCCGCCGCACGGCCUUACUCAUCCACAAGCGCAUACACACGGGGGAGCGGCCCUAUAAGUGUAAGCAGUGCGGUAAGUGCUUCGUACAGCGGCAGCACCUCACCACACACGUCAAGACGCACACCGGGGAGCGGCCGUACCCCUGCAGUGAGUGUGGCAAGAGCUACCGAUGGAGGUCAGAGCUCGUCAAGCACCAGAAGGUCCACGCCGACGUCCUGAGCUCCACAAUGGAGUACACACAGGGCUGAGCCCUCUGGAGGACGCUUAAGGGGAGAACCGGAGCAAAGACACUAAAGGUCACAUGGGCGGUGACCAACAGGGGGAGGAGCCUAAUACCCCGAGGGUUCACCCUGUCAGUAUAAAGGGGCAGCGGGGGUUCACAUUCUACCCCCAACCAGGGGUUUCAUCUUCUGCUUCGGGCCAGGCCUUCUUUCCUUCUGCGCGGCCUCGGACUGCUCUGGGGGCUUCAGUUUAUCUAAGGGACCCUGAUGAAGGAAAUCUGCCGUGUGUAACGCUGAUCCCCUUAAAGGGGUACUCCGCCCCCAGACAUAUUAUCUUAUAAGGGAUAAGAUGUCUAAUCGCAGGAUCCCGCCACUGAGGACACCCGCGAUCUCCCUGCUUCACCCGACGUUCGUUUAGAACCUCAGGUGUAGUGUCGGAGGUUUGUUACAUCAUGGACACGCCCACUUAUGAUGUCACGGCCCUGCCCCCUCAAUGCAAGUCUAUGGGAGGGGGUGUGACGGACGUCACACCCCCUUCCAUAGACUUGCAUUGAGGGGGUGUGGCCGUGACGGCAACAGUGGGACGUUGUCACAAGCCUCCGCCCCGUAUCGCCAGUCAUCCAGCACAGAAUGAAGUUCGCUCCCUGCAUCGGUUGUCUGGGGUGUCGCAACCAAGAUCGCGGGGCCCCAGUGAUCAGACAACUUAUCCUUUGGAUAGAGGAUGAGAUGUCUAGGGGCGGAGUAUCCCUUUAAGUGUCUGACUGCGGGGCAUCUGAACGCUGGGACACCUUGCAAUCUCCUGUACGGGGCCCCGACUCUGCUGUGUGUCUCUCUAUGGGCCCCUCCUUGUCUCUCUAUGGGCCCCUCCUUGUCUCUCUAUGGGCCCCUCCUUGUCUCUCUAUGGGCCCCUCCUUGUCUCUCUAUGGGCCCCUCCAUGUCUCUCUAUGGGCCCCUCCAUGUCUCUCUAUGGGCCCCUCCAUGUCUCUCUAUGGGCCCUUCCAUGUCUCUCUAUGGGCCCCUCCAUGUCUCUCUAUGGGCCCCUCCAUGUCUCUCUAUGGGCCCCUCCAUGUCUCUCUAUGGGCCCCUACAUGUCUCUCUAUGGGAGAGGUGGAGAUGCAGCAGAGAUAUUUCGUGUAUCCCCGCCUCUCCCACGCAGUAGUACAGGAGAUCGCGGGGUCCCAGCGGUCGGACCCCCGCGAUCACACAAUAAGUGUUAUACACGGGAGAUCUCCUUUACAGCGCAGCGGUCAUGGAUCCAGACUAAUCCCGCGAUAUUAUAGAUGAUAGAAUGUGUAAUACAUAUGGCUGCUCCUUAUCA